Molecule: messenger RNA, 662 nt
Organism: Zophobas morio
Lineage: Eukaryota; Metazoa; Arthropoda; Insecta; Coleoptera; Tenebrionidae
Exons: 2
Coding region: 122-562 (146 amino acids)
Source: RefSeq, a predicted model, not a curated record
CCAUAACACCUAGUACAGAAACAAUUUUUGCAAUGGGAUUUACAAAAACUCCUUCUAUAAAACCAAACGCAAAACCACCCAAAAUCAGUCACCCAGAACCCACCAAACCAACUCAACCAAGAUGCAAAAGCUCAUUAUCCUUUUCGCUGCAACCUUGGCAUUGGUGUCUGCCGCACCAGGAAAACCUAACGAGAAACCUAACGACAUCAAAUGGGACGUUAGUUCCCCUGGAGUUCUCGAUCUAAAAACCAAAGGCGUCUUUUACGACGACGGCGCUUCGCGCCUCGCUGGAAGCGCGAUGUAUUCCAAGAACUUCGUCGACCGUACCCAGAAAGUGGUGGGAGAUUUACAGUACCAACACCAUCCUUCUAAUUUGGCCGCUGGAUUGAACGUCGAAGAUAGAGGGAGAGCAGGGACCAGGGUCCAAGCGGAACUGUCGAAGACUCUUCUAAAGGACCGCUUCACCAACAUCCAGGGCGGACUGAACUACGGACAAACCUUCAACACACCCAUCGGAAACAGCGAGCCGUUCUUCGGAGGUUUCGUCCGAGGGACAUUUUAGUUGAAAUAUAUAGUUUUGAUAUUUGUACAUAGAAUUGACUAUUUAUCAAUUAUUUAUUAAUGUUUUUUUUAUGUAUGAUAAAUUAGACAGUCGUUAUUUA